Yamadazyma tenuis ATCC 10573 is the source of this 1280-nucleotide messenger RNA. RefSeq names its product Hsp90 cochaperone (gene STI1). Gene Ontology annotation, molecular function: Hsp90 protein binding. NCBI's taxonomy places the organism in Eukaryota, Fungi, Ascomycota, Pichiomycetes, Serinales, Debaryomycetaceae. The record is from RefSeq and is a predicted model, not a curated record.
GAGAGGCAUCCAGGCCAACCCCAAGGCCAAUGCCACCCAGUUUUUAACCGAUCCACGGUUGAUGACGGUGAUGGCCACCUUGAUGGGAAUUGAUAUGGAUGGUCCUCCACCAGGUGAUUUUGGCGCUGCUCCAGAGGUUCCAACCCAAAAGCAAGAACCUACACCAGCUCCUCAAUCAAAGAAGGAACCUGUACCUGAACCAGAAGACGUAGAGAUGGAAGAACCUGAAGACACCUCGAAAGAAGAUGCCGACAAGCUCAAGGCUGAAGGUAACACUUUGUACAAGCAGAGAAAGUUUGACGAAGCCAUUGCUAAGUACACCCAAGCUUGGGAAACUCAUAAGGAUAUCACCUAUUUGAACAACAGGUCUGCUGCUGAGUUUGAAAAAGGUGAUUUCGAAACUGCCAUCAAGACGUGUAACCUCGCCAUCGACGAAGGAAGAGACAUGAGAGCCGACUAUAAGUUGAUUGCCAAGGCGUUUGCCAGAUUGGGUAAUAUCUACUUGAAGCAAGAUGACUUGAACGAAGCUGUCAAGUACUUUGACAAGUCAUUGACCGAGCACAGAACUCCUGAAGUGUUGAACAAGUUGAGAUCAACUCAGAAGGAAAUCAAGAUCAAAGAGAUUCAGAGUUAUGUUAACCCUGAAAAAGCUGAAGAAGCUAGAUUGGAAGGUAAGGAAUACUUCACUAAAGGUGACUGGCCUAAUGCGGUUAAAGCUUAUUCCGAAAUGAUCAAGCGCGCACCAGAAGAUGCCAGAGGGUACUCCAAUAGAGCUGCUGCAUUGGCCAAGUUGAUGUCGUUUCCAGAUGCUGUGCAGGACUGUAACAAGGCCAUCGAGAAGGAUCCCUCAUUUGUCAGAGCGUACAUUAGAAAGGCCAAUGCCCAAUUGGCCAUGAAAGAAUAUGCUCAGGUAAUGGAAACUCUUAAUGUGGCCAGAGAAAAGGAUACCGAAUUAGGAAGUAAGAACGUGAAUGAAAUCGAUCAAUUGUACAACAAGGCAUCAUCUCAGAGAUUCCAGAAUAUAGAAGGUGAAACUCCCGAACAGACCAUGGAAAGAGUCUCUAGAGACCCUGAAGUGGUCCAAAUCUUGCAAGACCCAGUGAUGCAAGGAAUCUUGCAACAGGCCAGAGACAACCCCGCUGCCUUGACCGAUCACAUGAGAAACCCCGAAGUCAGCAAGAAAAUCAACAUGUUGAUAGCUGCUGGUGUCAUUAGAACCAGAUAGUGGUGGUAUGCAAAAUUGGUAAAUAGCUAAUAUACACUACAAAGUUUUCCCGUAC